CGUUGCGCGUCUAUGGGGCGGGGUAAGGUUCCUUUCCGGGGGUGUGCUGGUUGCCAGGGAAACCGUUGAUAGCUGCAGUUGGCGUCUAGUGCCAGGUUACUGAUAACACGGCGGCAGAGAGGACCUGUGACUGAUCAUGAGUGAAGAGGAUAGAUAUGUAUUCACAGCUGAAUGGUAUGAUCCAAAUGCUGCCCUGCAGAGGCGUUAUCAGCUCCUAUACUAUCCCAAGGAUGGAUCGGUGGAAAUGUAUGAUAUAAAGAAUCACCGUGUCUUCUUGAGACGCACAAAGUAUGACACAUUACGCAAAGAGGACUUCUACGUUGGAAAUAAAAUAAAUGUCUUUUCUCGUCAGCUUCAUCUGGUUGACUAUGGGGACCAGUACACUGCCCGUAAAGUUGGCAGUAAAAAGGAGAAGACUCUAGCUAUGAUCAAACCUGAUGCUGUUCCAAAUAUGGGCUCAAUCAUUGAAGCUGUUCUAGAUUCAGGAUUUACUAUUACCAAAGCCAAGAUGGUUCUAUUGACCCGUGCCGAAGCCAUGGACUUCUACAGUGAACAUCAAUCAAAAUCUUUUUUUAAUGACCUCAUCAAUUUCAUGACAAGUGGACCAAUAGUAGCGAUGGAAGUAAUUGGAGAUGAUGCUGUUUCUGCCUGGAGAAAAUUAUUGGGUCCAACAAACUGUAGUGUAGCACGAAGUGAAUCCCCUCAAAGUAUACGAGCUAGAUUUGGUACCGAUGGAACAAAAAAUGCAGCUCACGGCUCUGACUCCAUUGCUUCUGCUGCAAGAGAGUUAGAGUUUUUCUUUCCAUCCAGUGGAGGCCGUGGACCAAAAAACACAGCCAAAUUCACCCAGUGUACCUGCUGCAUUAUUAAACCCCAUGCAGUAUCAGAAGGCCUUACAGGAAAAAUUAUAAACCACAUACUGGAUGCGGGCUUUGAAAUAUCUGCAUUGGAAAUGUUUACCAUGGAAAAGGCCAAUGCUGAAGAAUUCUAUGAAGUUUACAAAGGAGUUGUAGCUGAGUAUACAGAAAUGGUGGUUGAACUGUGCUCUGGCCCUUGUAUAGCAAUGGAAAUACUGGCAACUGAUGCCCCAAAGUCUUUUAGGGAGUUUUGUGGACCUGCUGAUCCUGAAAUAGCACGUCAUCUACGACCUAGGACACUCCGUGCUCAGUUUGGACAAAAUAAAGUGAAAAAUGCAGUUCAUUGUACUGACCUUCCAGAAGAUGCCAUGCUAGAGGUACAAUAUUUCUUCAAGAUACUAGACAGCUGAAGCGCCACCUGAAGGAAGACACACACACAGAGGAAUUGGCUUAUUCAUUUUAUUGUCUGAUGUUUCGACUGAAAGAGCACUGUACUCCUUGCAAAUAUUACAGAUGGUUGAACAAUGUGCGCACAGUAGACAUGUAAUAAUACAUCCUAUGGGAUACUGCAUUGCAUGUUUUUAAAACUUGUUUUAAAAUAAAGAUUUAUUUUUCAACACGUGACUUUGGUUUAUUUCAUACAUUACUUUUUCUUGAAGAAAAAUAAAAUUUUACAACUGCAUAAAUAUAAAAUUCUUCCACCAUGAAAAUGGUUAAAACAUUUGUAAAGACACAGCACCAAACUGCGAUGCUUCCUGAAAAAAAAAAAAAUAAUAUAUAUAUAUAUA
Molecule: messenger RNA, 1645 nt
Organism: Hyla sarda
Lineage: Eukaryota; Metazoa; Chordata; Amphibia; Anura; Hylidae
Gene: NME7
Product: NME/NM23 family member 7
Exons: 12
Coding region: 137-1267 (376 amino acids)
Biological process (GO): UTP biosynthetic process; CTP biosynthetic process; GTP biosynthetic process
Cellular component (GO): centrosome
Molecular function (GO): ATP binding; nucleoside diphosphate kinase activity
Source: RefSeq, a predicted model, not a curated record